This is a messenger RNA of Parastagonospora nodorum SN15, 1008 nucleotides long. RefSeq lists its product as hypothetical. The coding region runs from base 1 to 1008 and encodes 335 amino acids. Lineage: Eukaryota; Fungi; Ascomycota; Dothideomycetes; Pleosporales; Phaeosphaeriaceae. The record is from RefSeq and is a predicted model, not a curated record. The transcript has a single exon.
AUGACCAUACUCAAAAUGUCACCAACAAUGACAUACGCACCAACCACUCCCAUCCCCAAGUCCACCUGGGCCGACGACGACGAUGACGAAUUCGACUUCGACACCUGGCUCGCUACCGCCGAUACCUCCGCCCCUCUCCCAUCCUCGCUUCCUCCCCUCCAACUCCCCGCUGCCGACGAAGACGAAAUGCCUUUCACAUCUACCUUCUCUACCAGCGCACCAUGGGCCGAUUCCCCACCAAACUCCGACACCCCCAAGCCGCUCAAAACCACCGACUGGCGCUGCGGCAAGGCGAUGCUCGCGUGGCGCGCGACACAGAAGGCGCCUGGCCUGCCUGCGUACGUGGAGAUGAGCGGGUGGGAUAAUGGAGUGGGGUGUGAGUGGAGCCGGGUACAAUACAGCCAGCACUGGGGGAAUUGGAAGGUCGGUGUGGGUGCGGAUUGUAGGUGGACGGCAAUGUUUAAGGGGUCGUUGUUGGCGAAUGUUGAGAUGGUGGAAGAGGAGGAAGAGGUCGUCGAGGAGAUGGAUGCCGCUCCGGAUGGGGUUGGGAUGGAUACGCCUCUUACUAUCACCACGACCACGGAUGCGCUGAAGACCUUGCGCAUCCCAGAUGAAGGCUACUACACGGACGACUCGCCGCUUGUUUCGCCGACCGAUGGUGCGAGCGAGGAGGGCGUCGAGGUGUCCAUCUCGACGUCGCAGGUUGGACUUGCGACGCUGAAGAAGUUCACGCGGCAUCUUCGCGUGGACUCUCAGUAUGCGCUGAAGGAGACCAAGAAGGAAAACGAGAUUGAGAUCGAUGACGGCGAGGUGGCCAAGGAGGGCCAGGAGAUUGCGUCGGCCGGUGUUGGCGGUGAUGGUGGGCUGCUGGACGACAUCUCGAUUCAUCUUUCCGGGGCGGCGGUCAAGAGCUGGUACUACAUGGCUAGCCAGCCUUGGACGAUAGCUGGUGCAAUUACUUCCAGCAUUGUAAUAGGAGGGUCGAUCUACUUGUUGCGCAGGGGCUGA